Messenger RNA from Hypoxylon fragiforme, 1333 nucleotides. Its product is annotated as cleavage and polyadenylation specific factor 5. The record is from RefSeq and is a predicted model, not a curated record. Bases 436 to 1236 code for a protein of 266 amino acids. Lineage: Eukaryota; Fungi; Ascomycota; Sordariomycetes; Xylariales; Hypoxylaceae. The transcript is spliced from 2 exons. Gene Ontology annotation, cellular component: mRNA cleavage factor complex. Gene Ontology annotation, molecular function: mRNA binding.
AAGUAAUCGUGUUCCAAUCAUGUCACCGCCUACCUGAUUAGGUAGCUACUAGUGAUUCCUCUCGAACACAACUGUCGCGUUCCUAAGCAAACCAUCCAUUGUUUCUUUUAUUUUUUAUUUUCUUUCCUUAAUCCUAGCUGCACUCCCGCAGCCUACCUCCUAAUACUAGACCACCGGUACCUACCUAUGUGCCCAGGUAGAUGCAACUUCACGGUCUCUACACGCCCAAACGAUACAUGCAUUCUUCUAGAGCUUGAUUAGCUAGGUAGCUUUAGGAACGGACACAUUCGUCGAAGCCUCGAAAGUCAAUAGCAAUAUCCUUUACGACCUUUAUCGAGCCUUAUUGCCCUGCUGCUUCUCACUACUUCACCCCAGCCUUGCGCAUACCUAUUAGCUUAGCUAGCUACUUUGUUUUUCCAGUGAACACCAGUAAUAAUGUCAACAGUCACCGCAACGGCGCUGCAGAGCGCAUACCCCCCCAUCAUCCCCCUCUCGUUCAACGGAAACCAGCCAAACACGAUCCGACUAUACCCGCUGUCCAACUACACAUUUGGCGUGAAGGAGACACAGCCCGAGGAGGACCCGUCCGUUAUUGCUCGCCUGCGACGACUUGAGGAGCACUACAAUGCCCAUGGCAUGCGCCGAACCUGCGAGGGCAUCCUCGUCUGCCACGAGCACAACCAUCCCCACAUACUCAUGCUGCAGAUCGCCAAUGCUUUCUUCAAGCUACCCGGCGACUACCUCAAGCCAGAGGAUGACGAGAUAGAAGGAUUCAAGGCACGACUGGACGAGCGACUGGCUCCCGUUGGCAAGCUAGGCGAAGGUGAAGAGCCCGGCGACUGGCAGAUCGGCGAUUGCCUCGCGCAGUGGUGGAGACCCAACUUCGAGACGUUCAUGUACCCGUUCAUCCCGGCCCACGUCACGCGACCUAAGGAGUGCAAGAAGCUUUACUUUAUCCAGCUGCCAGAGAGCAAGGUUCUUAGCGUGCCCAAGAACAUGAAGCUCCUUGCCGUCCCCCUCUUCGAGCUCUACGACAACACAGCUAGAUACGGCCCUCAGCUCUCUGCGAUCCCGCAUCUCCUCAGCCGAUACAACUUCGAGUUCGUCAACGAGAGCGGCGAGAUCGUUGCCGCCACUCCGGGCCUAGGGCCAGACGGCUUCGACCUAAAGACGAAGGUUCUUGCGGGAGGCGACGAAGACAUGGAUGAUGUGAAGGGAGAGAAUGGAACGAACUAAGUGACGUUGUGAUAAUGAGAACUUGGUGAAUAUGGAACAUGGAACAUUGGACCUCGACGUCGUCGUCGACACGGAAAGGUUCAGUUCAAGACGAGGG